This is a messenger RNA of Rhododendron vialii, 1344 nucleotides long. Its product is annotated as probable WRKY transcription factor 7. Gene Ontology annotation, molecular function: sequence-specific DNA binding; DNA-binding transcription factor activity. NCBI's taxonomy places the organism in Eukaryota, Viridiplantae, Streptophyta, Magnoliopsida, Ericales, Ericaceae. The transcript has 3 exons. The record is from RefSeq and is a predicted model, not a curated record. The coding region runs from base 82 to 1041 and encodes 319 amino acids. Gene Ontology annotation, biological process: regulation of DNA-templated transcription.
UUGCUUUCGUCAAAAUUUUCCCUCAAACUUGAUACUCCUCUCGAUCUCUCGAUCGAUAUCUCGAAUGCUGUAAUUCGAGAGAUGGCCGUUGAGAUCAUGAGUUACAGAAGCAACGGUUCGAAUGCGGCACAAGAGGCAGCGAACUGCGGGCUUCAGACCGUCGAGAAACUCAUCGCGAUUUUCUCUCACCAAACCCAACACCAAAGUCCCUAUCCCCACGGCGGAAUCGAUGAUCACGCGUUGAUCACGGAUUCGGCCGUGACCGAGUUCAAGAAGAUCGUCUCGUCCCUCGACCGAACCCGAACGGGUCACGCCCGUUUCAGAAAGGGCCCCCUGCCAAAAACACGCGAAACAGAACUGAGUGGGAGGAUUGAACUGGAUUCGAUUUCGACGGUCUCCUGUCCGACGCCGCUCCAUUCCUUACCUCCGGUGCCUCAGAACCAAUAUUCGGUCCUGAAACAGGGGGCGGUCGAGUGGAAAGAAUCGACGGCGACGAUCGAUUUCUCGGAGACGAAUUCCUUCAUUUCGUCGGUGACGAUGUCGCCGGGGUUUCAGAUUACCAAUCCGUCGACGGUGACGUCGGCGAGUCGGCAACCGGUGUCUUCGCAGGCGUUGAAAAGGAAGUGCGCCUCGACGGACGAACCGCUCAAUUUGAAGUCAACGUCGUCAAAGUGUGGUGGGUCCAGUGAAAAUUGCCAUUGCCCCAAGAAAAGGAAAUCAAAGGUGAAGAGGGUGGUGAGGGUCCCGGCUGUAAGCAUGAAAUUGGCUGAUAUACCACAGGAUGAUUUCUCUUGGAGAAAGUAUGGUCAAAAGGCCAUCAAAGGCUCCCCGCAUCCAAGGGGAUACUACAGGUGCAGCAGCGUGAAGGGAUGCCCGGCGCACAAGCACGUUGAGAGAGCAUUGGACGAUCCAACGAUGCUGAUAAUCACGUACGAGAACGAACACAACCACUCCUGCACCGGCACCGGUGGCUCAAUAUCCACCGCGGCUCACGUUUCUAUUCAUUCUGAUCAUCAUCCGACGGUCCAACCAAGUUUCUAGAACUUGGAAAGGAACACAACCUAAUCAGUAAUCGCAGCAGCCCCAAUAGCUAGAUGUGACUGAAGACCACGCUGCCAAAUAGUCAACGCCGCGGCUUUGCCAACCGUCUCUUUCCCGUUGACUUUCUUUUGUGGCGUAAGGUAGGACUAGCUAGUCGCGAUAUAUCAUUUGAUGUUUCGAUCCGUUUUUCUCUGUAAACCUCCUCCUGUAAAUUGCUCAUAAAGUUUGUCGGACAUUGUAAGAUACUUGAUCGGAUCAUGCUUGUCGUAAUAAAAAUGAAUGGUUAGAUUUGAUUGCAGGGAA